Molecule: messenger RNA, 3305 nt
Organism: Anopheles darlingi
Lineage: Eukaryota; Metazoa; Arthropoda; Insecta; Diptera; Culicidae
Gene: Gyc32E
Product: guanylate cyclase 32E
Exons: 16
Coding region: 1-3282 (1093 amino acids)
Biological process (GO): cGMP biosynthetic process; intracellular signal transduction; receptor guanylyl cyclase signaling pathway
Molecular function (GO): guanylate cyclase activity; ATP binding; peptide receptor activity
Source: RefSeq, a predicted model, not a curated record
AUGACCGAAAUGCGUGACGAGGGUAUCGUGGCAUUCAUUGGUCCCGAUGAAACCUGCACCGCCGAAGCACUGGUAGCUUCGGCCUGGGAUGUGCCCAUGAUCUCGUAUAAAUGCGCCGACAUAGCCGUGUCGGAUAAGACGGUGUACAGGAGUUUCGCUAGGACUCUUCCACCAGCCACCAAGGUAUCGAAGAGUGUUGCCGCCCUGCUGUUGGCCAACAAUUGGCAUUGCUUUACUAUCGUUGCCGGCCGGCAUCCAGCGUGGAGCAUGGAAAUUGCUCAAGCUAUCAAGCUUCAGGCGGAAUCCAACAAUCUCACGCUGAAUCACUUCCGUAUCUACUCCGACUACAUUCCCUCGAAGAUCUACAAACUUCAGCAAAUUGUGGACGAAACAUAUGCGAGUACUCGCGUGUACGUAUUUGUCGGUGAUCACAUCGAGAUGGUGGAUUUUGUGAGAUGUCUUCAGAAUCGCAAGCUGCUCAGCUCCGGGGACUACAUUGUGAUUUCGAUCGACGACGAGAUCUACGAUCCAAACAUGAAGCGCAACAUUUAUCAAGGUACUUACCGAAAGCGGUACAAUUACAAGGAUAAGGAGCGGCUACAGGAAGCUUUCCAGUCUGUUCUCCGCAUUUCACCACUCUUCCCGAUGAACCCGGAGCUAAGGGUUCCUAUCUAUGGCUCCUACCUGUACGAUGCCCUCAUGAUCUAUGCCCGGGCGGCCACCGACGUGUUGCGUGAGGGUGGUGACAUCUCCAAUGGAACAUUGAUUAUGCGCCAUAUAUUUAACCGCUCAUACCACUCGAUCCAGGGUUUCGAUGUUUACAUCGAUGCGAACGGUGAUGCCGAGGGAAACUUUUCCGUUAUCGCGCUGCAGAAAGACGACAAGGUGAAUAAUUCGCUGCAGAUGUCGAUGCAACCGGUGGCGCUGUUCACGUACGGUGCCAAUGCUACCACCAGCACGACGACAUUGCCUGAGUUUCGCUAUUUGAACGCGAACCGGCCGAUAAUGUGGCUUAAGGGACGGCCACCGAUGGCAGAGCCGGUCUGUGGAUUCUACAACGAAAAGUGUCGCCCAAAAUCGAAGGACUGGCGGUACAUCAGCGGUGCCUUCAUCGUCCUACUGUUUAUGGCCAUCUCGAGCGUCAUUCUGUUCAAACACUAUCGCUACGAGCAGACGUUGGCGUGUUUGCUGUGGAAGGUGGACAUGAAGGACGUUAUUCUAAUCACCUCACCCGAUGCGCUGUACAACAAUGAGCUGCGGAAGAAUCUCUUUCAGGUUUGUCAACAGAGCAUCAUGGUUAAUAAUCCAUCGGAUUCCAAUAAACGUGCCUACACAACGAUCGGACUCUUCCGUGGUAACAUUGCUGCCAUCAAAUAUCUGCACAAACGUUCAGUCGACAUCACGCGGAAUAUUCGCAAAGAGUUGAAGCAGAUGCGCGAAAUCCGGCACGAAAACCUGACGACGUUCAUCGGUGCCUCGGUCGAUCACGGUACGGUGGCCAUCCUGACGUCGUACUGUGCACGCGGUAGCCUAGUAGACGUACUAUCGAACGAGGAUCUGAAGCUUGAUCAUAUGUUCGUCUCGUCGCUGGUCAGUGACAUCGUAAAGGGAUUAAUCUAUCUGCACGACAGUGACGUCGGUUCACACGGGAAUCUCCGUUCGAGCAAAAUCCUGAUCGAUUCCCGCUGGGUAGCCCAGAUUGCUGACUUUGGUCUGCACGAAUUCAAAUCGGGCCAAGAGGAACCAAACAAGUUCGAGAAGGAGCUACGCCGAAGCCUUUGGAAGGCACCGGAGAUACUUCGUGAUCCAAACAGUGCACCACGGGGUACCCAGAAGGCGGACGUGUACUCCUUUGGCAUCAUACUGUACGAAAUCGUAGGCAGAAAGGGACCGUGGGGAGAAAUCAGCAUGAGCUGGCAAGAUAUCGUAACACGUGUAAUGACACCGGAGGAAUAUGGUAUAUUCAGACCAUCACUGCGAGGAAUUGACGCUCCCGAGUAUGUCAUGCAACUGCUGCAAGCCUGUUGGGAGGAGGAUCCCGAGGAUCGGCCCGAUAUUCGAUUGGUGCGAGUGAAGCUGAAACCGAUGCAAGCAGGACUGAAACCCAAUAUUUUCGAUAACAUGCUGGCUAUCAUGGAGAAGUAUGCCUACAAUCUGGAGGGCAUUGUCCAGGAGCGCACCAACCAGCUGACGGAGGAGAAGAAGAAAACCGAAUCGCUAUUGCUGAGGAUGUUACCCAAGAGCGUCGCCGAGUCCUUGAAGCGCGGAGAACGUGUAGAAGCAGAGUGUUUUGAUUGUGUCACGAUUUUCUUCAGCGACCUCGUUGGCUUCACGGAAUUGUGCGCUCAAAGCACACCGUUCGAGGUGGUGGAAAUGCUAAACGAUCUAUACACGUGCUGCGAUUUUAUCAUCUCCAGCUAUGACGUGUACAAGGUGGAAACGAUUGGCGACGCGUACAUGGUGGUGUCGGGACUUCCGUUGCGCAACGGAGACCGACAUGCGGGAGAGAUAGCUUCGAUGGCGCUUCAUCUGCUGAAUUCGAUCUCGAAUCUCGAGAUACGCCAUCGGCCGGGUGAGUUCAUUCAGAUGCGUAUCGGUAUCCAUUCGGGCCAGUGCGUGGCCGGUGUGGUAGGAUUAAAGAUGCCUCGGUACUGUCUGUUCGGGGACACCGUUAAUACAGCAUCACGCAUGGAAAGUAGCGGCGAAGCGCUGAAGAUUCACAUCUCAUCGAUAACGUACGGAUUGCUGAAAAAGCUGGGCGGUUACAAGUGCGAGGAACGGGGCCUUAUCAAGGUGAAGGGCAAAGGGGAGAUGCGCACCUACUGGCUAACCGGAGAGGACGACCAGAAACGGAUGGAUCGAUUCGGUUCGAGUGACAUGGUGACUAGUCUUACCAUUCCCGAUCUUCUGUGUACUCCAGAUCAAUCCCAGACUAACAUCAGUCGACCGUCAUUACGGCGCAUGAUGACGGAUGCCGAGAAUUACGUGGCUCAUCAGCACAGCACGAGCGACCAACAGAUACCAUCGGUCAGCCUGCUCAAUCAGCAUGGUUCGCAUUUGGGUUGCUACAUUUGCCACAAGCGGAAGCUGCACCUUGGUCAUCCACCGUUGGUCGAUAGCUCACAUCGGCUUUCCGUUAUCAGUGGUAGCUACGCUAUGGAUGAGGCCAUCUGCACCUGCCGUCAGCGGAACUGUGUUUUGGAUUACUACAACGACAACCUGAUGACCGUGCGAACAAUCCGUGAACCACGUUCCGCACCACAGAUCACGUUCAUGCAGUGAAGGAACGAAACAACAGCAGGCGU